AUGUAUACUAAAUUGGAUUUAGGCCACAGACAUAUAAUCAUUUCCGCACAUCUCCUCCAUAAGAUCUUCCACUGCCUUUCACUACUGCCGACAUUGUCUUCCAAUCAGGUCCUUCCACCGCUGCUAGCCACCUCUUCUACUUCAUCUUUGGAGAUUCUUCUGUUCCAUUUCUUGCCGACUUUCUACCGUUCUCUCCCAUCUCCGCCAUCGCUUACUUAUGUCGGGAAACGUCAGUCCCUACCGUGCUCGCCUCUGCUUUCUCCCCGAACGCCAUCGAAUCUAUUUUAUUCAUGUUCCUUAAUCUCCACCAGAAUUCUAUACCCGUUCCAAAUUCCACCGAAACAGAUGCAUUCUGGAACCACUGUUAGCUUUUCAGCUGCUAUGUGUUGCUAUAUGGUGCUCAAAAGGGAGGAGUGGACAGCGAUUAUGCAGAUAAAACUAUCAUUCUACUUGCCUUGCCACCUGCUUCUCUCUCCCCCCUUGCUAAAAAUCAAUUGGGUUCCAUUCAUUUUGGACAAGACAUUAACAAAGUACCUGAGUGGCCUCCAUGCUACCCAAGAAAACACUUCAGUUAUACCCACCCAUCAACUGCUCGAUAAAAUGCCCGAACCAGAUUUUUUAUUUUUUUUUGAAAUAUAUCAUUCAGGGUAAUCUUCAUUUUGUGCUCACUUAGCUUUUCACCACAUUUGGAUUCUGCUCCACCAAGAUGGGUCCAUUUUGCCCAUGGACUACUUCUCUUCUUGUACCAGGUUCCAUUUAGAUAUAUUAACAUCAGAAUCAGUUCUUAUAACUUUUGGUAUAAAUCUUCAUUGAUUUAAUUCCCAAUUUCUCAAUCUUUAUACUACACCUUUGAUGCUGUUGAUGGAAAACA
This is a messenger RNA of Lactuca saligna, 871 nucleotides long. The record is from the annotation of a GenBank genome assembly. NCBI's taxonomy places the organism in Eukaryota, Viridiplantae, Streptophyta, Magnoliopsida, Asterales, Asteraceae.